Molecule: messenger RNA, 1386 nt
Organism: Morchella importuna
Lineage: Eukaryota; Fungi; Ascomycota; Pezizomycetes; Pezizales; Morchellaceae
Exons: 3
Coding region: 1-1386 (461 amino acids)
Biological process (GO): unsaturated fatty acid biosynthetic process
Cellular component (GO): endoplasmic reticulum membrane
Molecular function (GO): stearoyl-CoA 9-desaturase activity; iron ion binding; heme binding
Source: RefSeq, a predicted model, not a curated record
AUGGCUGCUCCUACUGUUUCUCCCUCCGGGGAUCAGGCGGCCAAACGUCCUGUCUCCAACAAACCCCAUAUCACCGAUCAGCCUAUCACUAUGCAGAAUUGGUGGCAGCACUUGCACAAACUCAACAUUACCCUCAUUGUCAUUGUCCCAAUUCUCGGUAUCUGGGCUUCAUUUUACACUCCUUUGUACAGAAACACCCUCAUUUGGUCAAUUACCUAUUAUUUUUGGACUGGUCUCGGUAUCACCGCCGGGUACCAUCGUCUCUGGGCCCAUUCGUCGUACUCUGCCACUCUUCCGCUUAAGCUCUUCCUUGCCGCUGUUGGAGGUGGUGCCGUUGAAGGAUCCAUCCGUUGGUGGUCGCGAGACCACAGAGCUCACCAUCGCUACACCGAUACCGACAAAGACCCCUACAGUGUCCGCAAGGGUCUUAUGUACUCGCAUUUGGGAUGGAUGGUUAUGAAGCAAAACCCGAAGCGCAUUGGCCGUACCGAUAUCUCUGAUUUGAACCAGGACCCCGUCGUUGUCUGGCAGCACAAGCACUACCUCUGGGUUGUGGUUUUCAUGGGAUUGAUCUUUCCUACUCUCGUUGCCGGUCUUGGAUGGGGUGACUGGAUUGGCGGCUUUGUUUACGCCGGUAUUCUCAGGGUCUUCUUCGUUCAACAGGCCACUUUUUGCGUCAAUUCUUUGGCCCACUGGCUCGGUGAUCAGCCAUUCGACGACCGCAACUCACCGAGAGAUCACGUCAUUACUGCUCUUGUUACCCUUGGAGAAGGAUACCACAACUUUCAUCACGAAUUCCCCAGCGACUACCGCAACGCUAUCCAAUGGCAUCAAUAUGAUCCUACCAAGUGGUGCAUCUGGACCUGGAAGCAGCUUGGUCUCGCUUACGAUCUGAAGCAAUUCCGUAGCAACGAGAUCGAGAAGGGCAGACUUCAACAGCAACAGAAGAAGCUUGACCAGAAACGUGCUACCCUCGAUUGGGGUGUUCCUCUCGAGCAACUCCCCGUCAUGGAAUUCGAAGAUUACCAGGAACAGGCCAAAAACGGUCGUGCUCUCGUCCUCGUCGCCGGUGUAGUCCAUGAUGUUACUGCUUUCCUUAACGACCACCCCGGUGGUAAGGCUAUGAUUAACUCAGGAAUUGGAAAGGACGCAACUGCUAUCUUCAACGGCGGUGUCUACAACCAUUCCAACGCUGCCCACAACCUUCUCUCCAACUUCCGUGUCGCUGUCAUCCGUGGUGGUUGCGAAGUCGAAAUCUGGAAACAGGCGCAAAAGGAAAACAAGGAAGUCAGAGCUGCCCUCGAUUCUAACAACCAGCGGAUCGUCCGCGCCGGUGACCAGGUCACCAGGAUUGCUGCGCCAAUCGCUCUUGCUCCCGCCUCAUAG